CAGGUUUCAGCCCUAGCUAUCGCCAGUGGCAAUGGUCUUCUUCUAAAAGGAGGAAAAAAGGCUUCUAACACAGCAACCAGACUCUGUACCGUCUCACCCAGGAGGCUCUCUCACUGCAUGGAGUCAAGGAUGCAGUCCAACUGGUAUGUGAACACCAGAGAAGAGGUUGAAGAUUUGUGCCGAUUAAACAAGCUGAUUGACCUGAUCAUUCCCCGGGGAUCCUCACAGCUGGUCAGAGACAUCCAGAAAGCAGCUAAGAGCAUCCCUGUCAUGGGGCACAGUGAGGGAAUAUGUCAUGUCUAUGUGGACAGUGAGGCGAGUGUGGAGAAAGUUACAAGAAUUGUGAGAGAUUCAAAGUGUGAAUACCCAGCUGCUUGCAAUGCCAUGGAGACCCUGUUGAUUCACAGAGAUAUCCUGAGGACUCCACUGUUUGACCAGAUCAUUGACAUGUUGAGAGUGGAGCAGGUAAAGAUCCAUGCUGGCCCCAAGUUUGCCUCCUAUUUAACGUUUAGCCCCUCGGAAGUGAAGUCCCUGAGGACAGAAUAUGGAGAUCUGGAGUGCUGUAUUGAGGUGGUUGAUGGUGUUGAAGAUGCAAUUGAGCAUAUCCAUAAAUAUGGCAGCUCCCACACCGAUGCCAUUGUUACAGAGAAUGAGACCACAGCUGAGUACUUUCUCCAGCAUGUAGACAGCGCCUGUGUGUUCUGGAACUCCAGCACUAGAUUUUCAGACGGUUAUCGAUUUGGUCUAGGAGCAGAAGUCGGUAUCAGCACAGCCCGGAUCCAUGCACGGGGGCCUGUUGGUAUAGAGGGAUUGCUCACCACAAAAUGGUUAUUGAGGGGGGAGAAUCAUGUCGUCUCCGACUUCUCUGAAAAUGGCAGUAUGAAGUAUUUGCAUGAAAAUAUCCCAGUACCACAGAGAACCAUUAGCUAA
Staurois parvus is the source of this 930-nucleotide messenger RNA. The record is from the annotation of a GenBank genome assembly. NCBI's taxonomy places the organism in Eukaryota, Metazoa, Chordata, Amphibia, Anura, Ranidae.